AUCGGCAAUUUCCGGCAUAUUUCGUAGCAAUGUCCGAGAGAACAGAUAACGGCAUGAAAGCGAGAGUGAUUCUCCAGCAGUGUCUGCAUGCACGACUGCAGGUCAAACCUCCAGAUGCUGAGAGUGAAGCUGAAUGGGUUGAGAUUAAUAGGGGAAUGGUUAUCUACAUCUGCUUUUUCAAAGGUGCAACUGAAGAUAUAAUCCCCAAAAUGGUGAACACAUUGCUGAACACGAAGCUUUGUGAGACAGAAUCUGGAAAGUACACUUCAGUCCUUCAGCUACCAGGCAGUGUUCUCAUAGUACCGCAAGCUAUGCUUGGAGGAAAACCAAAAGGAAAAGGGAUGCAGUACCAUGGCAACAUUGGGAAAGAUGAAGGCUUGAAGCUCUACGACAGCUUUGUGUCUCAUAGUCAAAAUGAACUCUCAACCUGCAAGAACAGUGACACUGUUACAGAGCUCAAACAUGGAACGUAUGGGAACAGACAAGUCCUGAAGCUGGAUACAAACGGACCUUAUACUCAUCUAAUGGAGUUUUAAGAAUUAUACAAUUUCUGCUUGUAGAUCAGUAAUAUAUGAGUAUAUUAAGGACAUUGACCUAUACGGAUCAUUCAGAAGCAUGAAAAGAUUGUUAAUACACAUUUUUAGCUCCAAAUUACAAUUUAUGCAAUGCAUACACCUGGUGCCUGUGUCUAUGUCUGUUUUCUAUCUAUCUAUCUAUCUAUCUAUCUAUAUUGUACUUGCUUAUCUAAUAAAA
Molecule: messenger RNA, 753 nt
Organism: Sinocyclocheilus rhinocerous
Lineage: Eukaryota; Metazoa; Chordata; Actinopteri; Cypriniformes; Cyprinidae
Product: probable D-tyrosyl-tRNA(Tyr) deacylase 2
Exons: 3
Coding region: 30-536 (168 amino acids)
Biological process (GO): tRNA metabolic process
Cellular component (GO): cytoplasm
Molecular function (GO): D-tyrosyl-tRNA(Tyr) deacylase activity
Source: RefSeq, a predicted model, not a curated record